UUAAUUAUGACAUCGAUAAGUUCAAUGGUAUUAAUUUAAAAAAGAAUCAUUUUGAAUUAGUCUCCUAUUUUAAAAAUGUAUCUACUUCAGAAGUACUUAAACUAAAUUAUAUUAGGAAUUUAAUUAUAAAAGUACAUGCCUAUACAGCAACUUCAUAUCAUUUUAGGUCUCUGAUAAGAAUACCAAUGAUAAAUUCACUGUUUUAACUGGCAGAGACGGGUACCUUCAGGAUGAGAACCGUGCUCUUGUAUUUGAUAAUCGUUAUCGUAGUUGAUAGUAUGAAUCCCUCCAAAGAGGAUGGUUUUCCUUCAGAUUUUCUAUUUGGCGUAGCAACAUCGUCGUAUCAAAUUGAGGGAGCAUGGAAUGUUAGUGGCAAGGGUGAAAGUGAAUGGGACCGAUUCACUCACGAAAUUCCAACGAGAAUUCUUGACGGAUCAAGUGGUGAUAUUGCGUGCGAUUCCUAUAACAAAAUCAAAGAAGAUGUUGCCAUGCUGAAGGAGCUCGGUGUCGAUUUCUAUAGAUUCUCGUUGUCCUGGCCCAGGUUGCUACCACUUGGAUACGCAGACCAUGUAAACCCCGAUGGGUUACGCUAUUACAACGAGUUAAUUAACGAGUUAGUCGCGAACGGUAUAAAACCCAUGGUCACUUUGUAUCACUGGGACCUACCGGUAACUUUAGCCGACAUCGGCGGUUGGACUAAUCCCGUUAUGUCAGAUCUAUUUGUGGAUUACGCAAGGGUUGCUUUUGCGAACUUUGGUGAUCGAGUUCCGUACUGGAUUACGUUUAAUACGGACGCGCGGGGGUAUAGAAGCGACAAAAUUCCUCCGGCUCUCAAUCAAUCCGGAAUUUCUGAUUAUAUGUAUGGACAUGUUGUACUCUUAGCCCAUGCGAAGACCUACCGCAUGUACGAGAAGGACUACAAAGGCGUUCAACAAGGUAAAGUAGGAAUCGUGGGAAUCGACGUCGUGUGGUAUGAGGCUAAGACGAACAGCACUGAAGACUUACUCGCAGCCGAAAGAGCAAGACAAUUCAUAUAUGGAUGGUUAUUUAACCCGAUCAUCGGUUCAGGAGAUUAUCCUCAAAUCAUGAAGGAGCGUAUCGCGUUUAGAAGUGCGGGCGAAGGCUACCCGAAGUCACGUCUGCCCGAAUUUUCCGCGAAAGAAAAACUCCUCAUCAAGAAUUCAUGCGACUUUAUUUGUUUGAAUAUUUACACAACGCACCAGGUGCAAAACGUUCCCGAAGCGGCGUUUUCGGCUCCCGAUUAUUUCAAGGACGCGCGAAUUCAACUUUCAACCGAUCCAGCUUGGCCUGACUCUAAUGCCGAUUGGUUGAAAGUUGAGCCUUCGUCCAUACGAAAAAUAUUAAACUGGGUUAAAAGUGAAUACAACAAUCCCAAAAUUGUCAUAUCCGAGAAUGGCUACGCCGACCGUGGAGAAUUGGAAGAUUACGACAGGGUGAAUUACUAUCAGAAAUACCUUCGGCAGCUUUUGGCGGCUAUAAAAGAGGAUGAAGCGGAUGUCAUCGCCUAUGCAGCAUGGAGUUUGAUGGAUAACUUCGAGUGGGAUAACGGAUACACGCAAAAAUUUGGUUUAUACCACGUUGAUUUUAACGAUCCUAAUAGAACAAGAACAGCGAAAGAAUCCGCUAAAUACUAUAAGAAGGUGAUAGCUCAUAGAAAAUUGGACAGUGUAUAAGAACCAAUUAUAAUGUAGUCAUUGCAAAUUAGAAUCCUGCUCGUGGAUGUAAUACGAACUAAUACAAAAUAAAUCAAAUCUAAUCAAUACAA
Photinus pyralis (common eastern firefly) is the source of this 1786-nucleotide messenger RNA. Its product is annotated as myrosinase 1-like. The record is from RefSeq and is a predicted model, not a curated record. The coding region runs from base 231 to 1694 and encodes 487 amino acids. Gene Ontology annotation, biological process: carbohydrate metabolic process. The transcript has 7 exons. Lineage: Eukaryota; Metazoa; Arthropoda; Insecta; Coleoptera; Lampyridae. Gene Ontology annotation, molecular function: beta-glucosidase activity.